Molecule: messenger RNA, 1147 nt
Organism: Spirodela intermedia
Lineage: Eukaryota; Viridiplantae; Streptophyta; Magnoliopsida; Alismatales; Araceae
Source: the annotation of a GenBank genome assembly
AUGGCGGGGCUCGCAUCUUCCUGCGGCGCUUGCAAGUUCUUGAGGAGGAAAUGCGCCGAAGGGUGCGUUUUCGCUCCGUAUUUCAGCUACGACCAGGGUGCAAUCCAUUUCGCGGCUGUCCACAAGGUGUUCGGAGCGAGCAACGUCUCCAAGCUUCUGUCCCACCUGCCGGUGCAACAUCGCAGUGAAGCCGCUGUCACCAUCUCCUACGAGGCCCAAGCGCGGAUGAGGGAUCCUGUUUACGGCUGCGUCUCUCAUAUUUUCGCCCUCCAGCAGCAGGUACCUCCUCUGCAAGCUUAUUAUUUCGUUUGGUCACCCAACGCGUAUAACGGGCAGGAUAUCCGGAUUACGAUGCAGGUUCACGGCCAAAUCUUAGAGUUCGAGUUACAUAGAGAGGGCUAGGUAGAGUUCAUAUUCCAUGGAAACUCGUUUAAAACCUAAUAGAUUAUCAUUCCCGAAUGGUUUUGCGGAGGAAGUAGACGCGAGAUCCUUAAAAGCCUCUCUUUUCCCUUAUUGACACGCGGUCUAAUCGUAGGCUUCGAGUGACAAAGACAAAGAAAGAGCUAGAGGGAUAUCAUAUUCCUAAUGCGGAACACAUCUGAAACCAAUGAAGAAUGUUUAGUGGCACGGCACCAAGAAGGAGCCCACCCCUCGGUGGAGUUCCUACAUAAUGACAACCGUUUCAACAGAUUACCGAAAUUCCUCCUCGCUCCAAACUAUAUGGAAAUCGUUUGGAAAUCAGUAAUGAGAAUGGACGUUAUAGGUUAACUAUCUGAGGACUCUUUCGUAUGAAGGUAAAGUUGACUGGAUGUUCUUGCAGGUUGCGAGUCUUCAAGAGGAGAUUGAAUCUCUCACCAAGCAACUGGCUCAAACAACCGGAGACGACCGGAACCCGAGCCCUCUAGCGUCUGAUGGUAUCUGGGAUUGCUUCCAAGUCUGCAUGCAAGUGGACGAGUUCUCGAAUCAACACACGGGGAAUGCUAGUACCUUGAGUAGCUUUAGUGGGGAGAGUAAGGUUCAAGGACUACCCGCUGUGUACAGAGACGCCAUAGAGAGAUUGGAGUACACGCUGUUCAGCGACUUCACAAAUGAGCCAAACUCAUGGGAAGACCUCUCGGUGGAUAUGCUUGGAGACUUUGCCGUAUGA